Aspergillus saccharolyticus JOP 1030-1 is the source of this 605-nucleotide messenger RNA. Its product is annotated as EMC6 family protein. The record is from RefSeq and is a predicted model, not a curated record. Gene Ontology annotation, biological process: protein folding in endoplasmic reticulum; autophagosome assembly. NCBI's taxonomy places the organism in Eukaryota, Fungi, Ascomycota, Eurotiomycetes, Eurotiales, Aspergillaceae. The coding region runs from base 138 to 605 and encodes 155 amino acids. The transcript is spliced from 2 exons. Gene Ontology annotation, cellular component: endoplasmic reticulum; EMC complex; membrane.
CCUCAAUCCACCCAUUCGCAUUCAACUGAAAACGAACAACGGACAGCCUCCUCCGCACCUUGCGAACAGGACACCCACAUAUCUUCUCUCUCUCUCUCUGUGCAUACAUCUAGACUCGAACACAAGCAACCCAAAAGAUGCCCCCAACGAAACAAGAACUCUCCCUCUUAAUCAACCCGCUCGUCCCGGAAUCCCUCCAACACAACAACCGAACCCUCACCUCCCUCCACAGCCUCACCUCCUUCCUCCUCGGCCUAACAGCCGGCAUCCUCUCCCUGCAAUCGAUCACCGGGUUCGCGUUCUACGCGGGCGGGACGGUGCUGGUGUCGCUGCUGUUCCACGCACUAUUAUUAUACCGGUCUGGCGGGGUCGGGGCGGGGGUGUAUUUCGCGGGGGCGCAGGGGGAGAUUGAGGGGUUGGAUGGGCGGACUGGGGUGGUGGACAACCGCCACAGGAAAGCUGCUAGUGGGAAAGGAGGGGCGACGGGAACGGUGAUGGUGCGGCGUGCGGCGUGGAGGGAUGUGUGGCUUGGGGGUGGGGUGUUGGGGGAGGCGUUGUCGGGGUUUGUGUUGGGGUGGGCGGGGGUCGGUGGUGUUUUGCGGUAG